UCAACAAGUAACAACAGCUGCUGCUGAGUGCUGCUUACCUUGCUUUUUAUUGUUUAGAUAUUAGAAUAUUUAUUAUUUAGUACAAUAAAUAGAUUUAACUGUGUAAGAAUCACAAAUAAAAAUGGACAGUAUUUGGUUAAAGAUAAAGGAUCGUAAAUUCUUUGUAAAGAAAGAUCUAUUAUGUGAAUAUAGUGAUUAUUUUAAAGCUAUGUUUAGUGGGAAUUAUGUGGAAAAUGAACGAAAAGAAAUUUCUAUAGAUACGUUGGAGCCUGAUAUAAUGGAAAUUAUACUGCAAUAUAUGAAUGUAGGUCUCAUAGAUCUUGGGGAUCAUACAAUCCCCGUUAUAGGGGAAAUCGCAAUAGCCGCUAAUUUUCUUCAAAUCACGGAACUUAUAAAACAAAUUGAAUACAUAUUAGAUUUUCAAUUAUCUGAAUCCAAUUGGUUAGAAAUUAUGUCUUUAGCUGACCAAUGUUAUUUCCCAAAAUUAGAGAAACUAGCUAUCGUGCACGGUUUAUUAUCGUUUAAAUCUAUGAAGCCUGAGUACAUUCCAACACUAAAAAUACUCAGUUGGUAUUUAUCCCAUCCAUACUUGGACUGUGAAAGUGAACUAGACGUAUAUAAGUUUGGCGCUUGGUGGGUAAUGCGACAGGAAACCGGUGUAGAUGCAUUACUAAUUAUUCUUGGCUGCCUAGAUGUCACUAGAAUCACUAUAUCCGAAUUAUCUGAUAUUAUUAACAUGAUGAAAGAGUUUGAAAAUAGUCUUCCUGCCAAAGUAGUGGAGUGCUUGUUUUAUUUACUUCAUACUUACGAUAGUAUAAAGACAGCCAAUUUGUCCAAACUCAAGAUUAAAAUAAGUAUAAAAUUCACAGAAAGAGUAUGCAAUGAAGUGUUAAAUUUAGUUGAAAAUAAUUCUGCUCGUAAAAUGAAUCGCACUCCUGUGGUACCAAUGUGGCUGUUGAAAGAGUCGAAACCUGAGUUACUGCCACAUUGUCUCUAUUCCUAUACAAAGCAAAAUAAAUUUGAAAAAUGGCUUGAAGUCGCUGAUAAAAAUUUAUGGGGGUGGAGUGUGGUGUCUUGGGGGUUGAGUAAAAUUGUAGUUAUUUGCGGGGAACACGGACGAGGCACUGGAAUGUUCAUGCAGGAUGUUAAGGUAUAUGAUACAUUGAGGAAAUCAUGGACCAACCAUGGGGUUCAGUUGCCAUCACGUAGGCAUGCUGGCUUUGCUGUCAAGGGUGAUUCUUUGUAUAUUGUUGGUGGAGUAGGUUCAUUUAGGGUAGUAUUAGAUACAGUAAUAGUAUAUGAUUUGAAGCAGAGAUCAUUUAGAAAAAUUGCCAAAUUUGCGGAUGCAAUUCAAAGUCCUGCAGUAUGUUUACACAAUGACAUGGUGUAUGCCGCAGGACACAAAUAUAUAUACCGAUUUGAAGAUGUGGGAAGCACAGAGCAGUGGAAUAGUGUUGUUCGUACUGAUAUAAGAAUGAGUUGCAUGAGGUCAUUCAAAAAGUAUAUUUAUUGUACACAGAGCUAUUUCAGUCACUUGUAUAGAUUCAGGCCUGAUGAAGAUGUGAGGUUGCAGGUCAUUACAACGUUUUCAAGUCCUCCAGCUACUAUGUGCAAUUUAUAUGAUCGUCUCCUUGUAUUCACGAGGAGUGUCUGCAGGCAGUCAGAUAUAGUAUCAGUAGAAGGGUACAGUGGUGAAAAUAUUCACGAAAAACCUAAAGUUCUUUACAACGAAACAGACACUUCAAUGAGAGUCAAUGAUGUAGCAGGAUCUUGUGUAAUAAUUACUGAAAACCCAACCGACAUAAAAUGGGAAGGCACUCAGUAUAUUAAAAAAUAUCUUCAGCAUUAUGAUAACGAAUAAAGUAUAAAGUAGA
Messenger RNA from Colias croceus (clouded yellow), 1874 nucleotides. Its product is annotated as kelch-like protein 28. The transcript has 4 exons. The record is from RefSeq and is a predicted model, not a curated record. Lineage: Eukaryota; Metazoa; Arthropoda; Insecta; Lepidoptera; Pieridae. The coding region runs from base 122 to 1861 and encodes 579 amino acids. Gene Ontology annotation, molecular function: protein binding.